Messenger RNA from Acanthosepion pharaonis, 558 nucleotides. The record is from the annotation of a GenBank genome assembly. Lineage: Eukaryota; Metazoa; Mollusca; Cephalopoda; Sepiida; Sepiidae.
AUGCCUCAGAAAAGUAAUUAUCUAUCUAUCUAUCUAUCUAUCUAUCAUUCUAUCUAUCUAUCUAUCUAUCUGGCUAUUAUCUAUCAUUAUUCAUCUAUUCAUCUAUCUAUCUAUCUAUCUUCAUCUAUCUCAGUCUGUUCAUAUUCAUCUAUCUAUCUAUCUAUCUAUCUAUCUCAGACUGUUCUAUCUAUCUAUCUAUCUAUCUAUCUAUCUAUCUAUGUCAGUCUGUUCGUAUCUAUCUAUCUAUCUAUCUAUCUAUCUAUCUAUCUAUCUAUCUCAGUCUGUUUGCAUUCAUCUAUUCAUCAUCUAUCUAUCUAUCUAUCUAUCUAUCUAUGUCAGUCUGUUCGCAUUCAUUCAUCUAUCUAUCUAUCUAUCUGUAUCUAUCUAUCUCAGUCUGUUCGCAUUAUCUAUCUAUCUAUCUAUCUAUCUAUCUAUCUAUCUAUCUAUCUAUCUCAGUCUAUUCAUAUCUAUCUAUCUAUCUAUCUAUCUAUCUAUCUAUCUAUCUAUCUAUCUCAGUCUAUUCAUAUCUAUCUAUCUAUCUACCUGGCUCUGUCUUGA